AGACUGUAGAUCCUUCAGGCUUCAUCUUGAAAACGCGGUAAAAUUCUCUUGUAGAGGAUUGCGGAUUUGCGGUGCGGCCAUAAAGACUGACAUUGGGAGAGCGUGGGAGAAAAGAGCAACGAGGGAAGAAAGCAGCAAGCAGGAUGCCGAAAUUCGAUCCGUGGCCCGUAUUUUUCAGGCGCGAAUGGAACCGGAACUGGCCGUUCUUGGUCGGAUUCGCCAUCACUGGCACCAUCCUCACCAAGUUUUCUCUUGGACUCACCGAGGAGGAUGCGAAGAACUCUCCUUUCGUGCAGAGGCACAAGAGGUGAACUUUUGACUUCUUGAUGUAGUUGCUAGCAGCACACUUGGUUUCUUUCCAUGGCAAGGGGGAGGGUAAGCUGUUUUGCUCUUUUAUUUUUUAUUUUUUUGGGUUUCCUGAAACAAACAGACGAGCAGACAGAUGAUUUAAAAGCAUUGUUUUAUCUUGUCUUUGGAUUUCUGUUAGACUGUACUUUAUAUUUGAAUUAAAUAAAAGGAAAACCUUGAUUGAUUGGUUGAAACA
Messenger RNA from Nelumbo nucifera (sacred lotus), 544 nucleotides. Its product is annotated as ATP synthase small subunit 6, mitochondrial-like. The record is from RefSeq and is a predicted model, not a curated record. Lineage: Eukaryota; Viridiplantae; Streptophyta; Magnoliopsida; Proteales; Nelumbonaceae.